This is a messenger RNA of Saprolegnia parasitica CBS 223.65, 768 nucleotides long. RefSeq names its product DNA/RNA non-specific endonuclease. Bases 40 to 768 code for a protein of 242 amino acids. The record is from RefSeq and is a predicted model, not a curated record. Lineage: Eukaryota; Oomycota; Saprolegniomycetes; Saprolegniales; Saprolegniaceae. Gene Ontology annotation, molecular function: nucleic acid binding; endonuclease activity; metal ion binding. The transcript has a single exon.
AGUCAACAUUUCCAUCACCAUUGUUCAAUUCGAUUCGCCAUGCGCACUGCCAUUGCCUGCCUCGCCGUCGCCUCGACGGCCUUUGCCUCCACCGCGUGCACGACGGACCGCACCAUCAAGUACCUCGGGUACGAGCUCACGUUCGACUGCGAAGCCGCCUCCCCCGACCGCUGGACGUACUCGCUCGGCUUUGACAACGGCAAGGCCAAGCGUCCGAGCGGCUAUUACCAGGACCCGAACCUCCCGCCGAGCUGCAAGCAGCAAAAGGCCACGAGCUCGUACGGCAACGGCUACGACCGCGGCCACCUCGUCGCCUCCAACCACAUGGACGCCAACGAGACCACGAUCCGCGAGGCCCACUACAUGACCAACAUCCUCCCGCAGAUCUCGACCUUCAACCAGGGCAUCUGGCAAAAGACCGAGGAAAUGGAAGACUGCUACCGCGACCUGCACCCGAUCACGACGUACGGUGGUGUUGUCUACACGGACGCCUCCAACGACAUUUUUGUCGACAAGUGGGGUGUCAAGACGCCGGAUUUCUGGUGGAAGGUGGUUUUGACCAAGGACGAUGCGGGCAACGACAAGAUCAUUUCGUGGUACUUCCCCAACCAGGCCAACCUCGGCAAGUUGGACGAGUACUUGACGUCGGUGUCGGCGAUCGAGAAGAAGCUGAACGACGGUCUCGGUCCGAUCCCGGUGCCGCUUGCGCUCAAGGAGUUUGUGGCGCCCAAGACGUGGGACUUGCCCAAGAAUUGCGAUCGCAGCUAA